This is a messenger RNA of Zingiber officinale, 645 nucleotides long. RefSeq names its product receptor-like serine/threonine-protein kinase SD1-8. The record is from RefSeq and is a predicted model, not a curated record. Lineage: Eukaryota; Viridiplantae; Streptophyta; Magnoliopsida; Zingiberales; Zingiberaceae. The transcript has a single exon. Bases 1 to 645 code for a protein of 214 amino acids.
AUGGCACAACCGUUGUCUCCGCGGGCCAAACCUUCGUGUUGGGUUUUUUCGGCUCCAGCAGACGGUACGUCGGCAUAUGGUAUUACAAGGUGUCAGUCCAGACCGUCGUGUGGGUCGCAAACAGUGGGCGCCCCAUCACUAGCGGCCGUGGAAUCCUCUCCUUAUCCGCCGACGGAUCGCUCACCAUCGUCACUGACGAAGAACUCCACCGUCCUCUGGUCCUCCUCGAGCCUAAGCGCGUCGGGGUCCCUGUCGAGUCCGGUGGCGCAGCUCCUCGAUGAUGGGAACUUCGUCAUCCAGGAGUCGGGAAGUAGUAGCAGUGAUAGAUUUUGGCAGAGCUUCGACUACCCGACGGACACCCUGCUCCCCGGCAUGAAGCUGGGGUGGAACCUCACGAGUGGGCUGAACCGCAACCUCACGGCGUGGACGAGCGAGACCGACCCGGCACCGAGCGGAUACACGAUGGGGAUGGACUUGGAUGGCUACCCGGAGAUAUUCCUCUGGACGGGGACGACCAAGAAGUGGCGGGCGGGAUCAUGGAACGGUCUCCGAUUCAGCGGCAUCCCCGAAAUGAAGGGCUAUGACAAGCUAUAUUGGUCCAUUAAUAAAUUAUUUGUUGAACAUUAUAUAUUAUAUUAUCCUUAG